UGGGUUUGGGUCUUGUCAGCACUACAGGCACCUCUCAAGCCUCUCCAGCCUUCCCCGGCGGUCGCAGCCAGUGAUCUUCCAACAAAUGUGGCACCUUUAAUCAUCUUUGAUACUUCAGAAGAACAGAAUUGUCCAGAGAACUCCAGUGCUGCAAGAUGUCCAGUGCCAAGACCAAGAUCAAAAGCCAACCUCAGACCAGUAGCCAGAGACGGUCACAUUAAAGAGCCAAAUCACCAGAAAACCGGCCCCACGGCCACAGAAAAGGAGUCUUUGCUGAGCCAGCCUCAGUCUUUGUUGGACAGUACCAACGACUUGGAGAGUCAGGCAGUGAUGAACAUUAUGAACACAGAACGAAGCCAAAAUAGUGUCGUUUCAAGAAUCAAAGCAUUUGAGGGUCAGGCUAAUAAAGAAACCUCGGGACCGCCGGCAAAACCGGAAAUUGCUCCCCGCACACUCCCCCCCAGGCCUGCUAUUCCCUCAGGGAAACCCUCAGUGGCUCCCAAGCCGGCUGCCAGCAGAGCUUCUGGAGAGUGGGACUCCUGGACUGAAAACAGACUCAAGGUGGCCCCUAGGGAAGGGCUUACCCCACACUCUCCACUGCAAGUAGGGAGCAUCCCAGCAACCAAACCUGAAUUGCCAAAGAAACCAAAUGCUGGCCUUACACGAAGUGUUAAUCAUGAGAUUCUGGGAGGAGGGCCCGUGGCUGAGAGCCCUGACGGGGGGAAGAAAGUCCCAACUCCUGCUCCUCGGCCUCUGUUGCCGAAGAAAUCGGUUUCCUUAGAAAACCCCAACUCUACAGCUCUGCCGAAACCAGUCACUGUUCCUCCCCGACUCUCAGUGGCGUCACAGGCCAAAGCAUUCAGGUCACUGGGAGAAGGACCCCCGGCCACCUCCCCAGCUCCAGCCCUGCAAAGCAAGCCUCCAGGGGACAUUGACCUCAUCAGUUUUGAUGAUGAUGUUUUACCCACACCAGCUGGGAACCUGGUUGAAGAAUCUCUUGGUUCAGAGAUGGUUCUGGAUCCCUUUCAGCUCCCCAUAAAAACAGAACCAACAAAAGAAAGAGCAGUUCAACCAGCACCCACCAGGAAGCCCACUGUGAUUCGAAUUCCAGCCAAACCAGGAAAAUGUUUACAUGAGGAUCCACAAAGCCCACCUCCUCUCCCUACUGAAAAACCUAUUGGAAACACUUACAGUACGGUAUCUGGAAAACUCAGUUCUGUUGACAGAACUAGAAACUUGGAAUCUGAUCACACGGGUCAAACAGGAGGUUCUGUGCGAGGACCCCCAAGGUUGCCACCAAGACCUGUAAAUGGAAAAGUUAUACCAGCUCGACAACCUCCUCCCAAGGGAGCCCCUGAGAGACCACCUCCCCCGAAACUUUCUGCAACCAGAGCAUCCAAUAAAAAACUGCCUUUUAAUCGGUCUUCUUCUGACAUGGAUCUUCAGAAAAAGCAAAGUAACUUGGCAUCUGGACUCUCAAAAGUCAAGAGUCAAGUCUUUAAAACUCAAGAUCCGGUGCUGCCCCCUCGCCCCAAACCAGGACACCCUCUAUACAGGAAAUACAUGCUGUCUGUGCCUCACGGAAUUGCCAAUGAAGACAUUGUCUCCCAAAACCCUGGAGAACUCUCCUGUAAGCGUGGGGACGUACUUGUGAUGCUGAAGCAAGCAGAGAAUAAUUACUUGGAAUGCCAAAAGGGAGAAGCUAUUGGCAGAGUUCACCUGUCUCAGAUAAAGAUUAUCACCCCACUUGAACAUCUUAGAAGCAGACCAAACGAUCCAAACCAUGCUCAGAAGCCUGUUGACAGUAGUGCCCCUCAUGCUGUUGUUCUUCAUGAUUUUCCAGCAGAGCAAGCUGAUGAUUUGCACCUCACUUCUGGAGAAAUUGUUUAUCUUCUGGAAAAAAUAGACCCAGAUUGGUAUAGAGGGAGAUGUAGAAACCAGACUGGCAUAUUUCCUGCCAACUACAUCAAAGUAAUUAUUGACAUUCCAGAAGGAGGAAAUGGGAAAAGAGAAUCCGUUUCAACUCAUUGUGUUAGAGGCCCAAGAUGUAUCGCUCGGUUUGAAUAUAUUGGAGACCAGAAGGAUGAGUUAAGUUUCUCGGAGGGAGAAAUUAUUAUUCUUAAAGAGUAUGUGAAUGAAGAAUGGGCCAGAGGAGAUCUUCGAGACAGAACUGGGAUUUUCCCCCUUAACUUUGUAGAACUCGUGGAGGACCAUCCCACCUCUGGUGCCAGUGUUUUAAACACAAAGGUACCACCGAAGACCAAAAAAGAUGAUUAUGGUGCAAAUUCUCAGGAUAGUAGUCUUUCUGGAGAAUGGUGUGAAGCCCUUCACAAUUUUACAGCAGAGACCAGUGAUGACUUAUCCUUCAGGAGGGGAGACCGGAUCCUGAUCCUUGAGCACGUGGACUCUGAGUGGUGCAAGGGCAGACUGCGUGACAGGGAGGGGAUCUUCCCAGCAGUCUUUGUGCGGCCCUGCCCAGCUGAGGCAAAAAGCAUGUCUGCUUUAGCACUGAAGGGGAAGAAGGCCAAAGCCUUAUAUGAUUUCCAUGGGGAGAAUGAAGAUGAGCUUUCCUUCAAGGCUGGAGACAUCAUAACAGAGCUGGAAUCUGUAGAUGAUGACUGGAUGAGUGGAGAACUAAUGGGAAAAUCUGGAAUAUUUCCCAAAAACUAUGUUCAGUUUUUACAAGUCAGCUAAAGGUGAAGCUUGACUGUUCUUUGGCACAAGAACUCACUUGAACUAUCACUUUGACUAUCAGAUAUGUUUUUGCACUAUUUUUGUAAACUGAAAUAUCUAUGUACAUGGUACACUAGAAUUUUCUGAAAGCAG
This is a messenger RNA of Odobenus rosmarus divergens (Pacific walrus), 2826 nucleotides long. RefSeq names its product SH3 domain containing 19 (gene SH3D19). Lineage: Eukaryota; Metazoa; Chordata; Mammalia; Carnivora; Odobenidae. Gene Ontology annotation, molecular function: protein binding. The coding region runs from base 331 to 2694 and encodes 787 amino acids. The transcript is spliced from 15 exons. The record is from RefSeq and is a predicted model, not a curated record.